Glycine soja is the source of this 540-nucleotide messenger RNA. RefSeq lists its product as uncharacterized. Bases 1 to 540 code for a protein of 179 amino acids. The record is from RefSeq and is a predicted model, not a curated record. Lineage: Eukaryota; Viridiplantae; Streptophyta; Magnoliopsida; Fabales; Fabaceae. The transcript has a single exon.
AUGGCUAGGAGAAAUGAGCAAGAACGACUCCUUAACGAGGCCUUGAACAACUUGGCGCAAGUUAUGGCCAAUCAGGGAGGCAGUGGAGGAGCAACUAUGUACCAUGGUUUAGAUCACUUUCAGAGGAACAACCCACCUACCUUCAAAGGAGGUUAUGAUCCUGAUGAUGCUGAGGCUUGGUUGAGGGAGAUUGAGAAGAUCUUCUGGGUGACGGAGUGUCAGGACCAUUAUAAGGUGUUGUUUGCUACUCACAUGCUAGCAUAUGAGGUAGAGCAUUGGUGGGAGAACACUCGGCCACGUUUAGAAGGAGCAGGUGGUGUUGUUGUCCCAUGGGGGACCUUCAGACAGACUUUUCUAGAGAAGUAUUUUCCAGAAGAUGUGAAGAAUAGGAAAGAGAUGGAGUUCCUUGAGCUAAAACAAGGGAGUAUGACAGUGGUAGAGUAUGCAAUGAAGUUUGAGAACCUUGGAAGGUAUUUUCCUCAUUAUCAGGGGGAAGCUGGGGAGAGGUCCAAGUGUGUGAAAUUUGUCAAUGGCCUCUGA